Molecule: messenger RNA, 354 nt
Organism: Dentiscutata erythropus
Lineage: Eukaryota; Fungi; Glomeromycota; Glomeromycetes; Diversisporales; Gigasporaceae
Source: the annotation of a GenBank genome assembly
AUGUCGUUAACCAAACUUACAUAUUCAUUAUCUGAAUCUUCAAACCUUUCAAUAAUAUCUGAACUUUCAGAUCUUUCAACUGCACCAUUAGUUAAGUUAAAAUUUGAAACAAGUUCUUUAUGUAAUAAUUUUAUCGAUUUAACAGCUAUUUCGAAUGAAUCAUCAUUAGAUCUUGAGAUUCCUGAAAUAGAUAUAGAUAGUUCAGUAACAGACGAAUCUAAUAUUACUAUUAAAGCUUAUAAUUUUUUUACUAAAAAAUUAUGCAUAAAUGAAAUUCGAUAUUCACCAAUGCCGAUUGAAUAUCCCCCAACUUCUUUAGAAGGUACUGCUAUUGUUUAUAAUAUUUCUGGAUAG